This is a messenger RNA of Coccomyxa subellipsoidea C-169, 1314 nucleotides long. RefSeq names its product Pkinase-domain-containing protein. The record is from RefSeq and is a predicted model, not a curated record. Gene Ontology annotation, molecular function: ATP binding; calcium/calmodulin-dependent protein kinase activity; calmodulin binding. The transcript has 7 exons. Gene Ontology annotation, biological process: protein autophosphorylation; peptidyl-serine phosphorylation; intracellular signal transduction. Gene Ontology annotation, cellular component: nucleus; cytoplasm. NCBI's taxonomy places the organism in Eukaryota, Viridiplantae, Chlorophyta, Trebouxiophyceae, Coccomyxaceae. The annotation marks the transcript as partial.
AGGUAUGAGCUGGGCAAAGUGCUGGGUGCGGGGAGCUUUGGCAUAGUGCGAGAGGCGGUGGGGAAGCGGACGGGGAUGCGCUACGCAUGCAAGACCAUCCCAAAGGUGCCCAAGAGGGGCAAGGGAACGCCGCGAUACCUGCUGAAGCUGCAAACUGAGGUGGAUGCCAUGGUGCAGCUGGGCCCCUCCCUGGACGCCGUCUACCUAAAGGGUGCGUUUGAGGACGACGGAAACAUCCACCUGGUGAUGGAGCUGUGCAGCGGCGGGGGAAUAUUGGACCGCAUGAAGGAGGGAACGCUGACGGAGGCGCGCAUUGCUGACAUCAUCCGCUCCGUGCUGCGCUUCAUCGCGCAGUGCCACGCCAAGGGCAUCAUCUACCGCGACGUCAAGCCCGACAACUUCCUGUUCCUGUCCAAGGACGAAGACUCCCCCAUCCGCGCCACCGACUUCGGCCUCUCCAUCAGGCACUGGCCCGCGGACGGCAAGCUGAAGUCGCGCAGUGGCACGCCGGUAUACAUGGCGCCAGAGGUCAUCAUGCAGGAGUAUGGGCCGGAGGCAGACCUGUGGAGUGUGGGCAUGCUGCUCUACCAGCUCCUCACCGGCACCUUCCCUUUCUGGGACUCCGGGUGUGUGCUGGCUGUAAUGCAGGUGUGGCAGGCGAUUCUGACGAAGAAGGUGGACCUCAAUUCCUGGAAGAUAAAGCGCUCUGUGUCCAGCCCUGCCAGAGACCUCCUCAAGGGGUUGCUGGAGCGCGACCCGGCAAAGCGGCUGACGGCGGCGGCUGCGCUGGAGAUGGCGUGGGUGCGCGAGGGUGGCUGCGCGCCCACCACCCCCCUGGAGGGCACCGUCGUGCAGCGCCUGCAGCGCCACGCCACCUACGGCCACCUCAAGCAGGCGCGCUGCUUCACCUUUGAAAUGCUCUACUGGAACCCGAGCUUGUUCGAGGAGACAGACACAGACAGCUCAGGGGGUAUUGAUUCGGAGGAGCUGGCGGCGGGGUUGUUGAAGCGCGGGUACAGCCUGACGCGUGCGGAGGUGGAUCAGCUAAUUGACCGCAUGGACCUCAACCAGGACGGCAACAUUGCCUUCGACGAGUUCUCCUCCGCCCUUGUUGACUGGAAAAAGCUGCAGCAGGACGAUCUGUGGGUGCGCUGGGUGGACCAGGCCUUUUCGAAAUUGGAUUUGAACGGCGAUGGCUACAUUAGCCUGGAGGAGAUCAUGCACAAGCUGCCCCUCAUGACCACAGAUCCAGAUGACGACAUCGAAUCCGAACGCCUGCUUGAGGUGCGCAGCUGCCCUGCAGCUUCUCUGUAG